AUGUCUUAUCACACAGAAGCCAGCAGGUGGAAUGCCUACCAAUUUAACGACCCGUUCGCAGCGGACAAGUUCUUUGUUUGCAGCAGACGCACUAACACAUGUUGCCGUCCGAACUGUGGACUGGGGUUCAACCAUUCGAAUGAGAAGAGCGAUGUUUCUUUCGUCGAUACCAUAGAGGAAGCUGAGCAAUUGGGCUUCUCUAAGUGCCGCUUUUGCAUUGCCCCGAACCACGGGGGCGAUAUCAAUACCCUGCAAGUGGAUGUUAACCUCCUGGUCCGAACUGUGGAGCAUGUCAACCACCAAAUCGGGUUCAUGCCUCCAUUGUUGGAUGAAGAAGAGGAGAAGGAAAACACCAUCAAGCACAGUUUCAUCAAGAAUAAGAUUGUCGGCAGGAGGCAGAGCGUCCCCGACAUCUCGGAUUCUGGCAAUGGGCUCAGCAAGAACGAAAACGAUCAUCUUAAGCUGAUUGACCUGGCAUGUCGUCACAUCGCCUUGGCUGCCGCUUGUGCUCUGAUGUCCUCCAAACAUGCCUCUGCAGAGGAGGCUCUCAUGUCCUCAUCCAACGCCGAUGAGAACCGAAAGAGGCGGAAGCGCAGAGGAGGAGUGUUGGGUUUCAAGGAGUUAGCUGCCAAAUCCAAACUAUCUCCAUGGCACUUUCAUCGUGUCUUCAAAUCUGUUGCUGGUCUAACGCCGAAGGCGUACGGAGAUCGUUGCUGCGAAUAUAUCAGACAGCACGACGAGAAAUACGGUGUAUUAAUUAUGCCUGGAAGCACAGAGAGAUCUAACUCAGUGAUUGAGAUUAACACACAAAUUGCUAACCCAUCUUCUCCCAAAAUGCAUAACAGCCAAGUCGAACAGGCGGAGUCUGCUUCGAUGCGCCCUUCCUCAAGCGAAAGAAAUCAGCAUUCCCACAACGCUAACUUGGUGGCUCCUUCUACUGCAAACUCCACCACCAGCACCAGCACGAACACACAGACACUCCCAGCUUCUAACAUCUCCAGCUCUCCAGCUAGCACUGCUGUAUUUGAGAUGGACCACAACACCAUAUUCGAUGAAAGACCAGCUAGUGCUCCCACUUCUGGGUUCAUCAGCCCGGUUUCUUACAUUUCAAGCUCCGAGAAAAUGCCGCAGGUGAAUGUCGACUUCAACCAAAUGGACUUUAACAACGACAUAUGGUCAAUGCUGCAAAACGAUCGUGCGCCCUCUCGCCAACGGGGACAUUACCGUUCCUUUGCAGCACCUGAAACGAUGAUGGACGAUUAUUUAAAACAAGAUAACUACGACAUGAACUUUGAUUUUGGAACCGAGCCUUCGAGCCCUGUUGUGGGCCAGUCCCAGCCAGACUUUGUUUUUAACUCCAGUGUAUUCCAGGUAAAGCCUCAAGCACAGCAGCAUUCCAUUUCCGAGGCACUCUCUCCUCGCUUAGAGACUUCACUGGGAGACGAAGAUGAUAAUUACAACCCAUUAUCUUUAGAAUUGGAGAUACUGAAUCAAACGCAGCCGUUUCUGAUGGAGGAUCGCACCCCCGCUGUGGAAAUUUCCACUCCCCAGUGA
This is a messenger RNA of Komagataella phaffii GS115, 1554 nucleotides long. RefSeq lists its product as hypothetical. The record is from RefSeq and is a predicted model, not a curated record. The transcript has a single exon. Lineage: Eukaryota; Fungi; Ascomycota; Pichiomycetes; Pichiales; Pichiaceae. Gene Ontology annotation, biological process: DNA repair; regulation of DNA-templated transcription. Gene Ontology annotation, molecular function: zinc ion binding; methyltransferase activity; DNA binding. Bases 1 to 1554 code for a protein of 517 amino acids.